Euleptes europaea (tarantolino) is the source of this 2160-nucleotide messenger RNA. Its product is annotated as keratin, type II cytoskeletal 5-like. Gene Ontology annotation, cellular component: keratin filament. Bases 143 to 1981 code for a protein of 612 amino acids. The transcript has 9 exons. The record is from RefSeq and is a predicted model, not a curated record. Lineage: Eukaryota; Metazoa; Chordata; Lepidosauria; Squamata; Sphaerodactylidae. Gene Ontology annotation, molecular function: structural constituent of skin epidermis. Gene Ontology annotation, biological process: intermediate filament organization; keratinization.
CACAUAAAAGGGGAGAUUUCCCGCUCCUCUAGAUCAGAGGGGUUCUGCCUUCUUCGUUCUCUGCUCUUCCCUUGAAGCUCUGCUUGUAGCCAAAACCUUUCCUUGUCUUUUCCUCCCCUCUCUGAACAUCACCACCACCACCAUGAGUCGUAUCUCCUAUAGAGCAUCCUCUGGAGGUGGCAACAGAGGCUUCUCCUCUGGUUCUGCCAUUGUUGGUGGUGGCGGCAGCGGGAGAUCAAGUUUUAGUUCAUACUCCGUUUCUCGGGUCGGAAGCUCAAGAGUCGGAGGAGGUGGUGGUGGCUAUGGAGCCAGUGGCGGCUUCGGCAGUCGAAGCAUGUACAGCCUAGGUGGAAACAAACGCAUGUCCUACGGUGGAGGUUACCGAGCAGGUUUCGGUGGUGGAUACGGCGCUGGUGGAGGGGCUGGCUUUGGUUAUGGUGUUGGCGCAGGUGGUGCAGGUGGCGCAGGUUUUGGUUAUGGCGGACCAGGGUUUGGAAUUCCUGGAGCUGGCUUUGCAGUAGGCGCUCCAGGUUUUGGUGGAAGAGGUGGACCAGGGUUUCCCAUUUGCCCACCCGGGGGCAUCCAAGCGGUGACCGUCAACCAGAAUCUCCUGCAACCACUCCACCUGGAGAUUGACCCAGAGAUUCAGAAAGUGCGUACGCAUGAGAGGGAGCAGAUCAAGACUCUCAACAACAAAUUUGCCUCCUUCAUUGACAAGGUCCGAUUCCUGGAACAACAGAAUAAAGUCCUUGAAACCAAAUGGGCACUCUUACAAGAACAGGGAACAACUGUUCGACGAAACAACGUUGAACCCCUUUUUGAAGGAUAUGUGAAUAAUCUUAGAAGGCAACUUGAUUCUCUAGUAGGUGAGCGGGGAAGGCUGGAUUCAGAACUGAGGAACAUGCAAGACAUGGUGGAAGACUUCAAGAACAAAUAUGAAGAAGAGAUUAACAGGCGUACAGGUGCAGAGAAUGAAUUUGUCGUGCUGAAGAAGGAUGUUGAUAGUGCCUAUAUGAACAAGAUUGAACUUGGAGGCAAAUCAGACUCACUGAAUGAUGAAAUUGAAUUCUUGAGAGCACUGUAUGAAGCGGAAUUGACUCAGAUGCAGCAGCAGGUAUCUGACACCUCUGUUGUGUUAUCGAUGGACAACAACAGAAGCCUGGACCUGAACAGCAUAAUUGCUGAAGUCAAAGCACAGUAUGAAGACAUUGCCAACAGGAGCCGAAGUGAAGCUGAAUCAUGGUAUCAAUCCAAGUAUGAAGAGCUGCAGGUCUCCGCCGGGAGACACGGAGAUGACCUCCGCAACACAAAGACGGAAAUUGCGGAGCUUAACCGGAUGAUACAGAGGCUGCGAAGUGAAAUAGAUGCCUUGAAGAAACAGUGUGCCCAACUCCAGGCAGCCAUCGCCGAGGCUGAGGACCGUGGGGAACUGGCCCUGAAGGACGCAAGGCAGAAACUGAAUGAGCUGGAGGAAGCCCUGCAGAAGACCAAGCAGGAACUGGCACGGCAGCUCAAGGAAUAUCAGGAGCUGAUGAACGUCAAGCUGGCCCUAGAUAUUGAGAUUGCCACCUACAGGAAGCUACUAGAAGGAGAGGAAAGCAGAUUGUAUGGCGAAGGCGUUGGAAAUGUGAGCGUCUCUGUGGUCAGCACCUCCAGUGGACUUGGCUACGGCGGCGGAAGUAGCCUUGGCAUGGGAGGAGGCGGCAUGGGAGGAGGACACGGGAUCGGUCUGGGAGGAGGACACGGCGUUGGUUUCGGCAGUGGCAGCGGCGGCUACAGUGUUGGCGGCAGCGGCUACAGCAUAGGAGGGGGAAGCGGGUUCAGCACUGGUGGUGGCUAUGGAAGUGGGGUCGGCAGUAUGGGGGGUGGCAGCAGUUUUAGCUCUGGAGGGGGCCGUGUCUCCUCCGGUGGGGGAGGUGGAGGAAGCUCCAGUGUGAAAAUCGUAUCAAAAACCACUUCGACCAAGAAAACAGUCUAUUAAAGGUUGACCACCACCACCCCACCCCCAACCUGAAUGGGAGCACACUGCCAUUUGCAAGUGAAACUCUCCAAUUCAGUGUGUAAAUAGCUCCGCAAAGCUCUUCCCCUCUGAUCUUUUGCCUUUUCCAUAUGAGGCUGGCCACCGCACGGAUCCAGAUGUUUGAACCCUGGUCUACUGAG